This is a messenger RNA of Carcharodon carcharias (great white shark), 3228 nucleotides long. RefSeq names its product LON peptidase N-terminal domain and ring finger 1, like (gene lonrf1). Gene Ontology annotation, molecular function: protein binding. The transcript has 12 exons. The record is from RefSeq and is a predicted model, not a curated record. The coding region runs from base 8 to 2089 and encodes 693 amino acids. NCBI's taxonomy places the organism in Eukaryota, Metazoa, Chordata, Chondrichthyes, Lamniformes, Lamnidae.
UUUAACAAUGUCGGCGGUUCCGAGUGGGGUGAUGGAGAGUGGCCGCAUCAAACCUCGGGAUAGUGCUCGGUUGGUGGCCGGGAGCUGCGGGACUCUGCAGCCUGAACAGCUGGGUGGCCUGGUGCAAUGUCUCCUAUACCAUUUUAAGCGGGGAGAGCAGGGGGAUGGAGCCGGCAUCUCGAACCCUGAGCCCGGGCACCCGGGGGCAGGCGGCGGCCUCCUGGACUGUGGCGGCUGCCGAGAGCCGCUGGCUGAACCUGUCACCCUUCGUUGUGGACACACCUGGUGCCGGCGCUGCCUCUGGAAGAGCCCCCGCUGUCCGGGCUGUGGGGAAGCGGCAGCGGCCGACAUUCAGUCCCUGCGCCCCAAUGUCAUCCUCAGCCACCUGAUGGCCAAGUGGUUCCCGGCCGAGGUCCGGCGGACUCGGGACAAAAUCAAACUGGAGGAGUUAGUGGCCCAGUGCCGCUUUCCUGAGGCCUUAACACUGCUGGAGCAACUGGAACUGAAACCCAGUGAUGUUGCCCUACAGAGCUACAGGGCUGAAUCAUAUGCUGGUCUUCAACUAUUCAAAGAAGCGAUUGAAGAUAUGGAAGCAGUGUGUUCAAGAAGGCCUGCUUGGCCAGAGGGAUACUUUAGAAAAGCUAGAGUCCUAUAUACCAUGGGGCUGGUCGAUGAAGCUGUACAAUCAUUUCUUCAGUGUUUGGCCUUGGAUGAAGAUUUUACUCCAGCAAAAGUAGAAGUGGAAAAGAUUUUGUGUGAUUUGCUGUCACCUGUUCUUGAGAAUGUCAAAGGAUGUCUACACAUCAGAAACAAAGAUUUACCAGAUCACUUGUCUACUAAUGUAGGCUGCUUUCGAAUGACACCAAAUUCAACAGAGCUGAAAGGUGAUGAGCAGAUAUCAUAUGUGCCAAACUCAGCAGAGGGAGAGUUAGCAUGCCCAAGUUGGACCCAGUCAGUUCAAUUGUUACAUAGGGUGGAGAAUCUUGUUGGUUUGAAAAGGAUUUCUUCGGCUCCACUGCUUUCAUGCCAAGAAAAGGCAGUUCUAAUGAAAAGAAAGCUUUCUUUCAGUGAUCAAGAAAUAAGGGAAACUGAUGAUGGAAAGAGUAAGCACCAAAAGCAGGAUACUGAACAACUGUUCCAUUCAUCAAGUUCUGAGAGAACAAUAACUAAGGAUCUAAUCGAUGCAUCAGAUUUUGAGUGUUCUCUUUGUAUGAGAUUGUUCUUGGAACCCAUCACUACACCUUGUGGCCACACUUUCUGUAAAGGUUGUUUGGAACGAAGUUUGGAUCACAAUCCACUAUGUCCACUAUGUAAAGACAGUCUAAAAGAAUAUCUUGAGAAUAGGAAAUAUGCUGUCACCUAUUUAUUGGAAGAAAUGAUUGCAAGGUACCUUUCUGAAGAACUGUGUGAAAGGCAAAGGGUUCACAAUGAAGAAACCGCAGAACUUUCAAAUUUGACCAAAAAUGUUCCCAUUUUUGUGUGCACUAUGGCAUAUCCUACUGUGCCUUGUCCUCUUCAUGUUUUUGAGCCACGGUAUCGGCUUAUGAUUCGAAGAUGCAUUGAGACUGGUACAAAGCAAUUUGGAAUGUGUAUCAGUGACCCACAUAAUGGGUUUACAGAUUAUGGCUGUAUGCUGCACAUAAGAAACAUUCACUUCCUUCCUGAUGGACGAUCUAUUGUGGACACUGUUGGAGGAAGUUGUUUCAAGGUUUUGGAAAGAGGGCAAAAGGAUGGAUAUUACAUUGCUAAUAUUGAAUACUUGAAAGAUGUUAAGGUUACAGGGGAGGAGUUGGAUAAACUUGUGGAUCUUCAUGAUGAAGUAUAUGCACAAGCUUGCAAAUGGUUUCAAAACUUGAAGAGUAGAUUCCACAUUCAAAUCCUUCAGCAUUUUGGACCAAUGCCAGAGAGAGAAACAGAUUUGCAGGGCCCUCCAAAUGGACCUGCUUGGUGUUGGUGGCUUCUUGCUGUUCUUCCUGUGGAUCCCAAAUAUCAGCUUUCUGUGUUGUCUAUGACGUCCUUGAAGAAUCGCUUAAUCAAAAUUCAGAAGAUUUUGACAUACUUCUCCAGUGCAAGAGAUCAGUCCAAGUGACAAUCAGCCUGGACUUGCUUCAAGGGCCAUCCAAUACUCCUAAUCAUGAUUGGACUAUUUGCUAUUUUUUUCAUAUGCAAUGCUAGUUUGAGUGAGAUGUAAGAAGCAGGCAUGGUCUUGAACGAAGUUGCAAAACAUGCUGUAAACAAAGGAAAAUCUGGCCUUAUUUAUUUCCUAGCAAGAAGGGUGGUUGUGAUAGACCAUACUUUAAUCCAAGCUAUUUGUGAAAUUUUGAAUAGGCAGAAAUUCAAAGAAUUUCAUUUGUACUGAUUUGAACUACCUGUGCUGGAUGCACUGAGUUCAGAGCACUGCAGAUAUAUGCUGGCCUUUGAGCAAUAUAAUUAUUAGAAAUCGAAAACUGCCAUCAUGAUUAACACAGAAUAUGGAUUUGUCACUAUCCAUCUUGAAUUGGCUGAAUUUUGCUAGGAUAUAGGUGCUAGCAACCCUCCAAUACUUGCUGAAUUGAGAGGCUGAUGUGCAGCAAGCUAUUUGACUAUGGAAACUAUUGCAGCUGUGCAUCAUGUGCCCUCACUCAGUGGCAGUGUAUGCUCACUUUCCAGGAAGAGUGGCAUCCCGCUUACUAUUCUAAUCAAAAAUGGCGAACUCAACAUAAAACCAGUUUUCAAAUCUGGGACACUCUAGACUGUGGCUUAUCAUCACACCAGGCAAAUAUUGCAUAUAGUCAUGAAUCCUUCAAGCAAGAUAGGAUUCUAGAUUUUCAUAAUGCUACAUUCUAAUUUUUCAGUUCUGUGAAAUGUUAUGUGCUGUGCAGUAAGCUUGUAUCAUCACAACAUUCUAAUUACAAUAAGAGGCCAACCUUAAAACAACUGGAUGUUUUUAGACUUGAAUAUAUAUCAAUUCAAUACAGAUUACAUUUGGCUAAUCUAUCUGUUUGCUGAAAAGUGAACUAAGCUCUGAGUCUGUUUUUGUUUUAAAAAGCAAAAUUCUGUACAUUGUGUUGUCCUGGUUUGUAUCUUUGCUCCAUGGAUUUGUAUUUUUUUCCUGAUUUAAGUGCUGGCAUUGUGUAAAUAUGCCAGGUAUUGACUUCCUCAUCUGUAAAUUUGUAUAAGGUUUCUACAAAAUUCUAGCAUUGGCUUGUAUAUUUAAUUUAUUUUUUGAAUAAAGAUCAGAAAUAAAAA